CCUACGGUCGUAAUUGAUGACUUGGUCUUCCAAUCUGCUCCCUGGCUUGGCUGCCGCUGAGGCAUCGGCAUCAGCGAAAGUAGGAUUAUAAAAACCGGUGAGAGGAGAGCCCAGAGCAAGCACACAUUGGAGAAACAUAAAGAUGAAAGCAGCUGUGUUGUGUUUUCUUCCAAUGGCCUUGGCCUUGGCAACUUUUACCGAGAAGGACAACUGCGUUCGAACGUGCGGCAACGUGAGCGUGCCUUUCCCAUUCGGGCUCGACGAAAGUUGCGCGCGGAACUCCAAACUCGUCCUCACCUGCAACCACACAUCGGGGGACCUGUCCCUCGGCGAGAACGUUCCAUUGUUCAACAUAUUCGUGGAGAAUGGGACAAUGAACAUUGGCGUGUACAGAGCUUUAGACUGCUAUAACGAGGCUGGCGGUCGGCUUGACGGCUCUAACCCUUACGCAUGGAUCCGAGUGGGUGAAGACGGGCACUAUACAUUCUCGGACACCCGGAACAAGCUCACUGUCUUGGGUUGCGACACUGAGGCUCUUAUCUCGGACACCGCCGGGACUUUCGGGAGUGGAUGCUUGUCCUAUUGCCGCGAGGACGUCGACUUCACGGCCAAGAGCGCUUGCUCCGGCCUCGGGUGCUGUCAAACGUCGAUCCCCAAGAGCCUCAGGAGCCUCUCUAUUGCCAUGAGCAGCUCGACGAAUUACACCUCAGUUCGGAACUUCAGCUCUUGUGGAUCAGCGUUCGUAGUGGACCAGGAGUCAUUUAAAAUCUCCGAUUACAAGCGUCCUGUCCCGGAUGAAAUGGGCAAAUACAAUUUCUCAAGGGUUGUCGUGGAUUGGGUAGUUGAACGGAAUUUGACCUGUGAGGAAGCGCAAUCCAACCGAUCGAGCUAUGCCUGCGGCGCCAAUAGUAACUGCUCUGACUUCGAAAACGGGAAUGGUUAUCGUUGCUUCUGUCAGGCUGGGUACACGGGGAAUCCCUAUGCCUCCCCACUGUACUCACUCCCAGGAUGUCAAGACAUCGAUGAGUGCAAGGAUCAUCAACAAUAUCCAUGUCGUGGAAAUUGCAAGAAUACACCCGGGAACUACACAUGCAACUGCCCAUUUGGCAUGACUGGUGAUGGCAAAGUCGGUUGCCAAACUUCUAGUCUUGCCAUAAUUGCUGCAGCCAUUGUAGCGGCAACGUCGUGCAUAAUUGUUUGUGGCCUAGUCUUGUUCAUAUGCAAGAGGAGAGCUAAAGAGAGAUACUUUAGGCAAAAUGGAGGAGAGAUCUUGAAGCACCAGAGAGUGAAAAUCUUCACUGAGGCAGAGUUGGCUAAAGCCACCGACGACUACGAUGCUGGCAACAAGCUCGGUGAGGGUGGUUUUGCUUCAGUCUACAAAGGAAGAAUCGAUGGCAACAUUUUAGUUGCGAUCAAGAAGCCCAGAGAUGUCCCUAUCGGGAAGCCGAAAGACAUGAACAAGGACAUGUCUCUGAGCACUCACGAUGAAUUCCUGCACGAAAUCGGCAUCAUAUCACAAGUAAAUCACAAAAACUUGGUCAAGCUCCUGGGCAUAUGUUUGGAGACAAAAGUGCCAUUGUUGGUCUAUGAAUUCAUCCCGAAUGGGACUCUCUAUCACCACAUUCAUGACAAGAGAUCGACUGUUCUGCGAUCGUGGAAGAAUUGCCUCAGGAUUGCCUCGGAAGCUGCCUUGGCCCUUGAGUACUUGCAUUCCCUGGCUGACCCGCCGGUCAUUCAUAGUGAUGUCAAAUCUCUGAAUAUACUUUUGGAUGAGAAAUACUCGGCGAAAGUGUCCGAUUUCGGAGCCUCGGUUUUGAUUUCACCUGGAAAGACUCAUGUAGUUGAAAGAAUACAAGGCACAAUUGGUUACCUCGACCCUGAGUAUCUCAUCACUAGUGAAUUAACCACGAAGAGCGAUGUUUAUAGUUUCGGGGUUGUCCUUGCGGAGCUCCUCAUUGGAGAGACGCCGAAUCGGCGGGCAAAAUCUGGGGAAAAAAUCAACAUCUUCCAUUCUUUCAUCUCCGCCGUGGAGAACCGGACACUCCUCCAUAUGAUAAAUUUCGAGGCAUCCAAUGAAGGUGAACUAUGGGAGAUCGAGGCGGUCGGUUUGCUCGCUAGAAGGUGCUUAAACUAUAAUGGCGUGAAAAGGCCAACAAUGAGGGAAGUGGCCGAGCAACUGGCUAGGAUCAACAAGAACUUGUGGGCCGAUCAACAGAACGACGAAGAGGCUCAGAGUUUACUCGAUGAGAGGAGAUGUGACUCUCUCUGGACUUCAAUCAGUGAGGUGAACAAACCGGAGUCGACUGAUCUUUUGGUUUUUGACAUCGAAACAGCCACUACUAGUUCUAGCGUCUGA
Syzygium oleosum is the source of this 2356-nucleotide messenger RNA. RefSeq names its product wall-associated receptor kinase 1-like. Gene Ontology annotation, cellular component: plasma membrane. NCBI's taxonomy places the organism in Eukaryota, Viridiplantae, Streptophyta, Magnoliopsida, Myrtales, Myrtaceae. Gene Ontology annotation, biological process: protein phosphorylation; cell surface receptor signaling pathway. Bases 143 to 2356 code for a protein of 737 amino acids. The transcript is spliced from 3 exons. Gene Ontology annotation, molecular function: calcium ion binding; ATP binding; protein serine/threonine kinase activity. The record is from RefSeq and is a predicted model, not a curated record.